This is a messenger RNA of Musa acuminata subsp. malaccensis (wild Malaysian banana), 1279 nucleotides long. RefSeq lists its product as uncharacterized. The record is from RefSeq and is a predicted model, not a curated record. Lineage: Eukaryota; Viridiplantae; Streptophyta; Magnoliopsida; Zingiberales; Musaceae.
ACUACGGGGGAUGCCACAUGCUUCUACAGCUCCCCAAUCUGAUCCUCCCACUACGCAACCCGUAGGAGAUCCGAGCCGAUCAGGGGGUUUGGAGCCCGAUCGCCUGUGCAAGAGGCCAAAGACCGCCACGCCGAAGAUGUUUGCGUCUGUCAUGGCUCGGGAAGCUGCUAGCCACGCUUGCAGUCGCCCAGGGGGGCGGCCCCGGGAUCCCGCCCCGUAGGAGGUUGCUGGGAGCUCGUAGGGCAAGGAGUGAGCUGGGAAGUCAUAGUCGAGCAAAGGGGCCCAUCCAGCCAUGGUGUGAGAUCUUUGCCACACUUGAGCCUACUCCAAGGAUGAGCCCUUCCAGGCUCUCUCUGUGGGUGGGCUGCCCGAGGGCGAGGCGUCCGACGCUCUGGUGGCACAGUGGCCGGGUCUCACCCUCGGCGACUGGGUCUGGACGGACGGCAUGGCGUCCGCGACUUAUGCCCUAGGUGCUCUCAUUCCAGACAUCACCAGGCAAUUGUAUGGUUCACCUUCUGAAGUGCUGAUUGAGAAGGCUGCCAAGUCUCUGGUCUGGAACCUACACUACUACACAAUGCUAGUGGACUGCAUUUAGGAUGCUGGUAUGAUAAUCAGUAGCCUAGGGGAUAGGAAUGCCGAGCUCCAUGGCCAGGUCAAGGAGUUGAAGGCCGGGGCGGGGCCAGAGGUGAUGGCAGCUACCGAGCAGCGGGUCAUCAACCUGGAGGGCGAGGUUGCACGGUUAAGGUCGGAGCUUGAGGGCAUUGGGCAGCAACAAGCAAGUCUCCGUGAGCAGUUGAAGGAGUCCCGCGAUUGGGUCCGCUCGAUGGAGAGCGAACUGCUGGGCCUAUCUCGAAGCUUGGAAGAGGCCCAUUUGUCAGCGACGAAGGCCGAGGAGGCUUUGGUGGAGGAAACCCGAGUGGCUCCUGCAAAGACCAAAAGGGCGAUCGAAGAGUAUAAGGAGUCCCUCAGGUUUCAGCUCAGGCUGCAACGGUUGGGGCAGGUGUUGUAUGAGUAUGGAUACCGAGUCAUAGUGUCACGAUUUCGGGAUCGAUUUCCUGACCUCUACUUUGACGUUGAUCCCUUCUCGUGUCACCCCGAGGACGAAGACGUUGAGAUGCCUGUGGUGGUUCCUUUUGAUGACUCCGUGGAUACCCUUGGGGCCUGAGUGGCGUCUCCCUUCUUUCUUUUUUGGCGUCAUUCAUAGCUAUUUCAUUUUGUAUGCUGCGAUCAACUGGGUGAUGUAAAAGGUCCUUUUUAUUAAUGAAAAAUUUCCUUGCUA